GCGCCGCCUCCGUGGUCCCGAAAGUGCGGAGAUUCGCCCCGAAACCAGCGCCCCACGCGCACACCCGCAGCGGGCGGGUGACGGGGACAUGGCGGCAGGCAGGCACCCAGCCCAGAGCGCUGCCGGCGGCGGCCGCCCUCACACAGAGAGGCCGCAGUGACGCCUCCCCACCCCGAGGCCUCGGGGAUGGACGCGGAGCGCGCUGCCGGCUGGGACAGCGCCGAGGGAGGAGGAGGAGGACUGGGUGACUUCGUGUCUGCCCUUCCUCCCGAGAUCAUCUCCCGGAUUUUCAGUGGGCUGGAUGUCGAGAGCUUGUGCCACGCGUCCGUGACGUGCAAGGUCUGGCACCGCGUCAUCGACAGCAACGAGCGGCUGUGGCGGCACCACUGCCUGGCCGUGCGCGCCGUCUGCCAGCGGGAGAUCGACUGCGACCGAGGGAAUGGCUAUUCCUGGAAGAUUACAUUGUUGAGGAACUACUGGAAAAGCAAAGUGAAGCAAGAAUGGCUUAGUGGGAAAUACAGCAACAUUCCUUCACAAUUCAGUUUGCCAGAGAAAAGCAUGUAUCCAAUGGAUGUCGACACAUGGGGAGAAAUCUUGGAAGCGGAACUUGAGAGAUGAUAAACCAGUGCUGAUUCUUGCAACUCAGACAGCUUUUGCCCAUAGCAGAUACACUGUUCAGCAGUUGUGAAACUGAUUUUGAACUGAUUAUAAAUUUAUGAUGAAAACUUCUCCAAAAAAACGUUAUGGGUGUCUUUUUUAAUUUGCAUUUUACUGUAAUAAUUUUAUGUCACAUUCUAAAAACAACUAAAUAUUCAGCUGUAAUUUAUAUUUAUAAUUGUAAUGUUCUACUGCACUGUCAAAAAUAUGCUGAUUAUAAUUUCAGUUUGCACUUUUUGUUUUGGAAGAGAUGAUUUUUAUAUUAAAAAACCCAAAAAAAAAAAACAACCCACAAAAAAACUCAAAAACCAACCAACCCCCAAAAACCCCCAAGGUGUGUUUGACCUUUCAACAUGAAGUGUAUUGUAUCAGCAGCACAUGAGAGCCCGCAAAGGAAGGCUGGGGAAGGGACAGAUCCAGACACCGGAAAGAAUCCUCUGCGCAGCAACGCUCCGUCCCCCUCCGAGCCGAAAGUGAGAGAGAGAGCGAGGAGUUGAGCCCAGCCCCUCACCCCCUCGCUGUAUCUCUGGCCUUUCCAAGGAAAAACAAACCCUCACCUGUGAGAGACUGCAGCCAGCUGCUCCCCCUCCGUCUUGGCUACAUGUUUUGUCUCUCUUAAGUACCAUCGUUAUCAUUUCUUAGUCAACAGAUGGGAAAAAAAUCCCUGAGAAAAAAGGGAAAGAAAAAGGAAAAAUCCUAACCUCCAACAAGUGUAAUUCAGAGUAAAGAGCAUUCCUAAAUAUAGAGGAUGUAGCAGAAAAAUCAGUGAAUUGCAAACUCUGCUUCCAGUAUUGUUAGCUGUUCUACUCCAAGAUUAUAUCUAGUUAGCUCAAAUUAAAAAAAAAAAACAAAAACAACACAAAAA
Melozone crissalis (California towhee) is the source of this 1522-nucleotide messenger RNA. It is a transcript of the gene FBXO48, whose product is annotated as F-box protein 48. The transcript has 2 exons. Gene Ontology annotation, cellular component: SCF ubiquitin ligase complex. The record is from RefSeq and is a predicted model, not a curated record. Gene Ontology annotation, molecular function: protein binding. Gene Ontology annotation, biological process: SCF-dependent proteasomal ubiquitin-dependent protein catabolic process. The coding region runs from base 187 to 618 and encodes 143 amino acids. Lineage: Eukaryota; Metazoa; Chordata; Aves; Passeriformes; Passerellidae.